GAAGGCGAUUGAAAUUCUCCAUCCUGGUCCUUGUUCAUCCUGGUUCUUCAAGAAACACCCGGACGAAAACAUUGUAAAUAUAGCUCACGUGGGUUCGUAUGUCACUAUGGACGCUCCCGUUUCGUGUUUUAGGGGUGUCCUCGUCACAUCAUUAAAAAAAAUGUCGCUAGGGUUUUCAAAAGGACUUCCCUACUACAACUCUAUAAUAUGCGUCUAUUCACUGAAUCGGUAAUCUAACUAUCUGAUGAUGCUUUAGCAGACUUUGUGUCAAACUCUAUUUGUACAGCUUUCUUGGUUUCACGGUUGCCUAUUCUUGCAAUGGAAGAUGACCCCAGUACAUCUACUUAUACUUUGGUAACCACAUUGAAUGAUGAUAUUGAGGAGGAUAGUGGAAGUUUGCCAGAAGACAGUAAAUCUGAUAUCAUGCCAAUCAUGGCAGAAGUUUCAUCAUCCAACGAUGAGGAGAGAAUAAGUGUAUUUAAAACAGAACAUCCAAGCUGCUCUGAGAUAUGUAGCAUGGAGAUGGAACAGUUUGCUGAAGUGGAAGAAGUGGAAAUGGAUUCAAUGAUGAAAACAGAGGUUAUAGGGUUAGAAAACACAGAUGAUAGAGAUACAGAACCUAUUCAUCACUUAGCACCACAGCAGUUUAUUAUUCUGACACGUACUACUGAUGGAAGCGGUGAAAGUGCGCCUGCAAAGUACAUUCGUUUUGAUGGUGCUGAUGGUCAGACGUAUGUCUUAGCAGUUUCAGAUAAUGUCUUGACAACUGAUCCAACUAAAGUAAUGCAAACUCAACAUCCAACCAAGAAUGUCAAGUCAGGGAGAAACAGACAAGCUGGUCCAUCAAAUAUUGUGGCUUCUCCAUCAACAAAUUGUCGAGUAAAAUCAUCCCAUAACGCCAAUGCUGAUGGCAUCAAUCAAGCUUGGUUCACAACAAGGGAUGAUAAAAAUGCACUUCAUAGUGAAGGUCACAAGUGGAAGCAAGGGCAAUGGACUAAAGAAGAAAUUGAAAUUUUAGAAUCCAACAUUAACAGUUACUGUAAGGAACAUAGCAUUAAAGAUCCAGCAGAAGUUAUUUUUGAAAUGUCCAAAGACGAAAGGAAAGAUUUUUAUCGGACUAUAGCUUUAGGGAUACAGCGUCCUCUCUUCUCUGUAUACAGACGUGUGACGAGAAUGUAUGAUCAGAAAAAUCAUAGAGGGAAAUAUACACCAAAUGAAAUGAAAGCCCUUAGAGUUUUAAGAGCAAAACAUGGCAAUGACUGGGCAGCUAUAGGUGGUGCUUUAGGACGUAGUGCUUCAUCAGUAAAAGAUAAAUGCAGACUUAUGAAAGAUAACUGCAAUUCAGGUAAAUGGUAUCCAGAAGAGGAAGAAAGGCUGGCUGCUGCGGUGUAUAAGUUAACUGGGCUCAAACCUUCUGAAAGCAUCACAUCAGGCCUGUCAUGGGCAAGUGUGUCUGAACAUGUUGGAACUAGAUCUGAGAAGCAGUGCAGAACAAAGUGGUUAAAUUACUUAAACUGGAAACAGCAAGGGGGUGCUGACUGGACAAGAGAUGAUGAUACAAUGCUCAUUGAAAAAGUUUCAAAAAUGGAUGUAACUAAUGAUACUGAAAUAGACUGGGUAGCACUGUCACAAGACUGGGCCAGUGUGCGAUCUCCCCAAUGGCUCAGAGGCAAGUGGUGGGCUUUAAAGAGACACAUAGCAGAUUAUAAUAAGUUGAGUUACUCAGCUUUGUUGGAACAAAUGAAUCAAGUAAUUCACUGGAGCCAAAAACCCAAGCUAGGAACUAGACAGUUAAAAUCUGAUGGGGCUGGGACUUCUGAUAUAUUUAAAGAGUGUAUUCCAGUAUCACUCACAGCUGGUGUUGAUGGAAGCGGUUCUCUUUCCUUGUCUUACUGCCCGUCUGAUGAAGAGGGCUUUCAAGCAUUUGAAGUUCUGCAGCAGUGGACGCCCCAGAUAAUCACACAAGCUGCCACAAGCAGUGAUGGUGACCAGGGUAUCCUCAGUGGUGGCACUAGUCAUAUUAUAGUCGCAAACUUGGGUUCUGCUAUCAGUGACUCCAUUCAACUGAAUGGCCAACAACAAGUUAUCAUCAACACAACAGCAGUGUCAGCAGAUGAUGAUGCAGGGGAAGGAAUAACUAUACAAGAAGACGGACUGGUUCAAAAUGAUCAAGAUUUGAGCAAUGACAACCUUCAUGAUGGUGAUAUAAACUCGUUUACCACAAGUGGAGAAGAAAUUACAGUUUCAGAGUAUCACAGUCAGCCAGAAACUGGAGAUAUGAUGUCACAUGAUGUAUUUGAAACAGUUACAGCUGAGUCUAGCAGUGAUCUAGUCAUGGGAGUUACUUCCCCUCACCAUGCAAGUAGCCUCAUGACUAGCUUGAAAGAUCCUAUUUUAAUGUCAUCCUCUGAUGUGGAGUGUGAGAAAAGCCAGAAUGCUGAUGAAUCAGCAGAACUAACUGACUGAAUCAAAAAAUGGCAAUGUACUUCUUUUCACAUACACAGCUUAAUCCAAAAAUACUUGUAUAGUUUUUCUUUAUAGUGAUUAAUCAUCUUCUUUAUUACAUCCCAAAUAGGCAAUUUUAGUCUCUUAGUUCCAGUUGAAUAAAUUGUAUCAGAAUGCUCAGUGAAACGAAACAAGUAUUAUCUUGUAGAAACAUAUGAAGAGAUUAAUUUCUUAUAAUAAUGUGUAUAUUAUGUUUAUUUAUGUACAACUUUAAAACUCCAACUGUAAUACUGUGAUCUGAGUAACAUUAUGUUCAACAAUGCACGUAUUUUUUAAAAAUAAAAUUUGCACUGAAUAUUGUGCUGUUUGUGUACUGGUAAAUUUAUCUUUUUAAACUUUUUUAGCAAUGGUAAAAUGUUGAUUUGCUAAAUUUGAUAAAAUACUGUUUGUAAAUUCAUCCAAAUUCUUUUCUUUUGUAUUGGUGAUUACAGUACAGUAGGUUAAUUCUAAGCACAUGUUAAAGUUUCUAAUGAAUUCUUAACAUUUUUCAACAUUUACUUUAGGGUGUUUUGAAAUUGUUAGUCAUGUUAAGUGCAAUAUUUUACUUAUUUUCUGUGUUUUUAUGGAA
Messenger RNA from Physella acuta, 3073 nucleotides. Its product is annotated as cyclin-D-binding Myb-like transcription factor 1. Gene Ontology annotation, molecular function: DNA-binding transcription factor activity, RNA polymerase II-specific; RNA polymerase II cis-regulatory region sequence-specific DNA binding. NCBI's taxonomy places the organism in Eukaryota, Metazoa, Mollusca, Gastropoda, Physidae. The record is from RefSeq and is a predicted model, not a curated record. Gene Ontology annotation, biological process: regulation of transcription by RNA polymerase II. Gene Ontology annotation, cellular component: nucleus.